Molecule: messenger RNA, 1617 nt
Organism: Sugiyamaella lignohabitans
Lineage: Eukaryota; Fungi; Ascomycota; Dipodascomycetes; Dipodascales; Trichomonascaceae
Gene: SGA1
Product: glucan 1,4-alpha-glucosidase
Exons: 1
Coding region: 1-1617 (538 amino acids)
Biological process (GO): polysaccharide metabolic process
Cellular component (GO): fungal-type vacuole
Molecular function (GO): glucan 1,4-alpha-glucosidase activity
Source: RefSeq, a predicted model, not a curated record
AUGCUGGUGGAAAAGUUUUUAAUAUUACUGGCAUCGUGUAGUGUAACUAGUUCGUUACCUAUUUAUGAGUCGCUUUCGUCGUUUGUUGGAUUCACAAGUCCCGACGAGCAAAAGCUGUUAAAUGGAGUAGACGCUACCAGAAGCAGUAGUAGUAAAGGUGGCCAUAGAGUUCCGGGAUCGCUCAUUAAUGAAAUAGAGUACGAAGACUGGUUGAAAACUGAGACAGACCUGGCGUUCGACAGAGUCAUUUCUAAUAUCGGCGGCUACGGUCAGGGUCUUGACGAUGUCCUUCCUGGAGCCGUAAUAGCCAGCCCAUCUAAAUCCAAGCCUAACUAUUAUUAUAUUUGGACUAGGGAUGCCGCUAUCUCCAUCAACUCAUUGAUUACUCGUUACGACGAUCAAAAGGGCCAAAAUGAAACACUAAGGUCUAUUAUCAACGACUACCUUAACUCAUCUGCGAUUAUGCAGCAUGUGGAUAAUCCUAGUGGCACAUUUGAGAACCUAGAAGGUCUAGGAGAGCCUAAAUUUAUGGUUGAUGGACGUCCUUUUACAAGCACAUGGGGCAGGCCCCAACGAGAUGGUCCUCCCCUUCGUGCUUCCACGAUGAUAAAUUAUGUCAACUCUGAAGUGCGUAAUAAUAAUUUACAGUAUAAGGACUUUGAAGACCUGUAUUACAAUGUGAUCCGUCCUGAUUUAGACUACGUAGUCCAACAUUGGAAGGACAAAAGCUUCGAUCUAUGGGAAGAAGUGUAUGGAAACCACUUUUUCACUUCAAUGGUGCAGCUGAAAUCUCUCAUUCACGGUGCUGAGAUAGCCCACGAGCUAGGCGAUAAGAUCUCAUUCUACGUGUUUAGAGGCGUGGCCUCUGAACUCCGUGAGUACAUUAGACAGUACUGGGACAGCUCUAGAAAGCAUUUGGUAGAGACAUUAGAUUCUAAAGAAAGGUCAGGCUUAGACACUGCGCUGUUCCUUGGUUCGAUACAUGCCAUCGACCUGUACAACUGGGAUGGUAUAGAUACUGAUGAGCUCGUGUUCCCUCCAUAUUCGGACGAGGUGAUCGCUUCCAUUGAUCAUCUUGUGAAUGAUAUGCGUUAUAGAUUCCCGAUCAACGCCAGACGUUUGGAUGAAUUCUCUAAACAGGGCAAAAAUAAUUCCCUUGCUGGUGUGGGUAUCGGUAGAUAUCCAGAGGACGUUUACGAUGGAGCUGAUGUCACCACUGGAAACCCAUGGUUCCUUUGCACGGCAACUGUUUCCCAGACUCUUUACCUUCUGGCCGACCAUCUCAUCACCCGGCCAGAUUCGUAUAAAUUAGUCAUCUCGGACAUUACCAAACCUUUCUAUUCGCUAUUUCUUAGCGACAAUGAAAACUUCGACUCGCCUGAUUUCAGCAUUGCUCGUACCAACGAAGCAUACACUGCGCUCGUUAAGCGCAUUAUAGAAUACGCAGACUCGUUUUUAGAUGUAAUCCGUGAACACCACGCCAACGACGGUAGUAUGAGUGAGCAAUUUAGUAGGUACGAUGGCUACAUGAGAGGUGCUACUCAUCUCACCUGGAGUUACAGUGCAUUCUGGGCUGCUUCGCGCCAGCGGAACCUGACUCUCUCACGUCUCUAUUAG